UUAUUUGAUCAACAGAGGGCGCCGCUAUCGGCCUUUUUGCUGAUUGCUCAGAGCUAAAGAUGGCUGACACUGCACAAGUUGAGGUCAAGAAGAAGCGUACCUUCAGGAAGUACACCUACCGUGGUGUGGACCUGGAACAGCUGCUGGACAUGACCAAUGAGCAGCUGAUGGAGCUCCUUGGCUGCCGCGCCCGCCGCAAGUUCAACCGGGGCCUGAAACGCAAGCCCCUGGCCCUCCUCAAGAAGUUGCGCAAGGCCAAGAAGGAGGCACCGCCCAUGGAGAAGCCGGAAGUGGUCAAGACCCACUUGAGGAACAUGAUCAUCGUACCCGAGAUGGUGGGGAGCAUCGUCGGGGUGUACCAGGGCAAGACCUUCAACCAAGUGGAGAUCAAGCCGGACAUGAUCGGCCACUACCUGGGGGAGUUCAGCAUCACCUACAAACCAGUCAAGCACGGCAGACCGGGUAUCGGUGCCACCCACUCGUCCAGAUUCAUCCCCCUCAAGUAGGCUUUGAGAUGAGGAAACAGGGGCACUUGGGCUUACGGACAUUUGUAACUAGUAAUGAUGAUGGCGACGUGUGACACACAGGAAGAUGAGGACAGAAAAAGAGAAAUAAAACAGGUCUGAAGGGCCUUAUUACUCAAGGGA
This is a messenger RNA of Acanthaster planci (crown-of-thorns starfish), 647 nucleotides long. Its product is annotated as small ribosomal subunit protein uS19-like. Gene Ontology annotation, molecular function: structural constituent of ribosome; RNA binding. Gene Ontology annotation, biological process: ribosomal small subunit assembly; translation. The record is from RefSeq and is a predicted model, not a curated record. Gene Ontology annotation, cellular component: cytosolic small ribosomal subunit; ribosome. NCBI's taxonomy places the organism in Eukaryota, Metazoa, Echinodermata, Asteroidea, Valvatida, Acanthasteridae.